ACAAAUCCGGAGGUGUGCAGAGAAAAAAGCACAAGAUUUUGAAGCAUCAUGACAAAGUUCGAAACAUUCGUCUUGCCUGAUUUUCCUUCAACAUUAAGUUCAAUCCCGGAUCGAGUGGCCGUCAUAGGAGUAAUCGGAAAAUCUUCUCAAAGAGCAUUACCAUGGGGCGACAAAGGAGCACCUUUGAGUGUGCCCCCGAACGGGUCACAUUAUCCGAAGACGCCGAACAGCCAAUACAACAUUACCGGUUACUACGACCACGACAGACGAGCAGUGUUUCUCCAACUAUGUGGUCCCAUGGACACCUCUCUCCUCCUGGACUGGCUCCAGAAGCGUUCAGAAGACGACAGCAAACUAUCAUCACCGAAGAAGACUAAAAAUAAAACCACAACCACCAGCAAAGAUAUUGCCAAACAUCUAGAAAAUAAGUUAACUAAAAUCGUGUCCGAUGAAAAGGCCAAAAGUUGCGAUAACGAUGAUAACAAGGAGCAUCAGAAGUCUGAGGAAGAUGAUGACGGAGAGAAAAAGACUGAGGAUGAUGAUAAAGGUGAUGAUGAUGGUGAUGAGUCGUGUGAUGCCGGUGGUGUUUUGAGUACCGGUGAUGCUAGUGAUGUUAAUGAUGAUGAAGAGGAUGAUGAUGAGGAGGAUGAUGAGGCUGAGCCGUUCUUGGAUAGUUUGGAGACUGUGGACUUUUUGACGUUGCACGCUGAAAUGAGGGUAAAUAGAUAG
Ctenocephalides felis (cat flea) is the source of this 729-nucleotide messenger RNA. RefSeq names its product nucleolar transcription factor 1-like. The coding region runs from base 49 to 729 and encodes 226 amino acids. NCBI's taxonomy places the organism in Eukaryota, Metazoa, Arthropoda, Insecta, Siphonaptera, Pulicidae. The transcript is spliced from 4 exons. The record is from RefSeq and is a predicted model, not a curated record.